Molecule: messenger RNA, 2643 nt
Organism: Hansenula anomala
Lineage: Eukaryota; Fungi; Ascomycota; Saccharomycetes; Phaffomycetales; Wickerhamomycetaceae
Exons: 1
Coding region: 21-2465 (814 amino acids)
Source: RefSeq, a predicted model, not a curated record
CUCCUUUCCCCAGUUCAACGAUGAAUUCAAAGGUUACGCUGGGCUCUUUCAGCCCAUACAACCGUAUUGCAGGGUACAUGCGAAGAGCAUUGCCCGGGAAGCUCCCUAGAUAUGUCCAGAUUUUGAAGCAGGCUAACGCUAAAUCUGAUUCUCAAGAAGACCAGUCAAAAAGUCGAAAAGAUGUUGUUGUUGAAGUCCCAGGUGUUGUGCAGAAUUGGAACUGGAAAAACUUUAAAGAUCUGGUGUUGUUGGAUAUGAAAUAUAAAGAUGCUAAGUUCUAUUUCAAGCCAGUUGAUGGCUUGACAGUUCCAAAAGUUAUGUCACGGGUUGCCCUUGAAAGACUGUUGAAUAAUCAAAUAUCUGAACAUUAUGUCUCUGAUGAAGCUUCCAAAAAUGAUGAUUAUAUAAAGAGGUUCCCUGCAGAAGACACCCAAAUUUAUUAUCUCCAAACAGUUAUUGGUGAAAGCAGUGGAACUGAAGUUGAAAAACCAAAAGAUACACAAGUUCCAUUUGAAUCGGCAAUAGGACCAACAAAGUUUAACAUCUCAAGUAUAGUCAUUUUUCAAAAUACUAAAGCACUUGGUAUAACGGAAAAUCAUCCAAAUUUCCAAGAAUUGAUUGAAACUAAAGUUAAUUUACCAAUAAUUGGUGAAGUUCCAUUCAUAAAGGUUGAUAAAGAACAAUUAGAACUAGAAGAUGAUGAAAUUAUUACUGCCAUUACACCAUCAUAUGUUUUAUCACACCAAGUUUAUUUUCCAAAUGCUAAACCUGCUGAAGUCAACAAAUUCCGGAAUUUCAUAACCAAUGAUAAAGUUGAUGCUCACACUUUGGGUGCUUUAAUUGCCCGUGAGUUUGGAUUGGAGAAAGUUGAGCUAAGUACUGUUCCAUAUAUUGUUUCAAAACAUUUUGCUGAAAAACGCACACCACUAACAGGGGUUCACCAAGGUAAAGAAAGAUUUUUACCAUAUUAUGAAACACAUGAAAUAAUAGCUCAAGGGCCAUUGGGAAAACCUUUAGACAAUCCAAAUUUGUGGUUUACAAACAUUACUCAAGCUGGUUGGAGAAGAGUGGAACAUCAGAGAUCUGGUACUGCACAGUACAACAUUGAAAAUCUAACAUAUAUUCAACUUGGAAAAUUAUUACACGAAGGAAAAACUUUGAAUAAAAUGAACAAUAAAAAAGAACAACUUAUGCAUUAUGAUAAAUUUUCCACUGAUAUGUUUAGAGGGUUAAUUUUAUCUCAGAAAGAUAUAUCAGAUGUUGAGAUUGAUGCUGAAUUUCAAGUUAUUGAUUUGCUCUCCAAUGUUUUGAAUUAUCAUUUAAUUACAAAUAAAUCAAGACUUAAUGAUGGAAUUGAUGGAUUCCAUCCUAGAGUUUCUGAUAUCUAUGAAGGUGAUAAGGCAUUAUUAUUAAAACCAUGGGAUCGUGUUAUCAUUGACCGUUUCUACAAAAUUGAAAAUAAGAAGGAUGUUGAUGACUUUAUCAAAAAUUUUGCUAUUUAUCAAAUGAUGGUUCAUUCAGAAGGUGAUUCUGAUAAGAAUAGAUGGAAGUUUGUCUUUGAAAUAACUUCAAAUUUAUUGAUUAGGUUUUUAAAUGAUCAUGGUAAGGCUUAUUAUCCAUCAAUUUCUGAUUAUUUCUUGAAAGCUCUUGGAUAUACAAAGGAAUACAAGACAAAUAUCUUACCAGGGGAAACCACAAAUUCAUGGACAAAUUAUAUCGAAUACCCAAUUGAAUCAGUUGGUAAUACUGCAUUGAAUGAUGAAUUGUUUAGUGUUGCCGAACAUAUUUUUUCAGUGGUAAGAAUUGGUCCUUUCUACAAGACAGAUAAGGUUAUUUUAACGGAUAACAAAAUCAUUUUAGAGAAUAAAGCAUUGUUGGAAAGUAUAAAUCCAGAAGGUGAAUUAAUUUUCAAUGAACUUGAUAAAGAUUUCAAAUUGAAUCAUUUUAUUGAUAAAAUUUGCGAAAUUCAACCACAAGAUAAAAGAAAUGAUAGACAAGAACCAAGAUCAAAUUCAAACUCACAGAUUAUUUUCUAUAGAAAUUAUUUCAGAGGUGAUGUUUUACCUGAAUUUAUUUUCAAGAAAUUAAAUUAUCUAAAAUUCAGAGUUUCUCCUGAGAUUAAAACAGAUUAUUUGAGAAAAGAUUUAUUAGUUAAAUUAUUGACAGAUUUGAAAAGAAAUUUGAGUACUCGUGAAGCAGAUCAAGUGAAUUAUCCAUUAACUAGGAUUGAAAGAGAUAGAUUAUACUCAUUCUUAAAAUAUUUUGUUGAUAACUUGCCAGAAAAAUUCUUCAGUCAUCCUUUAAUCUUAAGAAUUACACCUGACAAGUUUAACAAAACUGAUACAGAUGCCAAAUAUGCUAGUAUGUCAAAUCGUAUUUCUGGGGCUCUUGAGAACUAUGAAAGGAGUGAAGCUAGAUUAGAUGAUAUCAUCAUGGAUUUCCUACAGAGACACAAUCAAAAAUAGGUUAUAAUCAAUUCGUGUUUUUAUUCAUUAGCUCAUUAAAUUCUUGUAUAUAAUCUUAAUUCAUGACUUUAUGUUGUCUUUGUUGUUUGUAGUACUUUGUGAUAUUAUCAUUUAGAUUUAAAAAGUUUUGUAGCAAGUUGAUAGAUCUUAUAAGUAGUUCAUUAUAUUUCAACUCAAG